Messenger RNA from Cajanus cajan (pigeon pea), 2196 nucleotides. Its product is annotated as RING/U-box superfamily protein. The record is from RefSeq and is a predicted model, not a curated record. Gene Ontology annotation, biological process: protein ubiquitination. Lineage: Eukaryota; Viridiplantae; Streptophyta; Magnoliopsida; Fabales; Fabaceae. Gene Ontology annotation, molecular function: ubiquitin-protein transferase activity; nucleic acid binding; RNA-DNA hybrid ribonuclease activity.
AUAACGAGUGUGGAAUUUGGAAGCUUCACUUCUUUUGCUUCAUACCCUUUUCCUUUCUCUCUCUUCACUUAUUCUCAUUGUUUAGUUACCUACCAUGAAUCAAAGUCAAUGACAUCUUUCGCUCCAUUUUUUUAUUUGUUUCCAACGCAAAAUUUUUGAUUUUUUUGGGCUCAAUAGUCUCCCCCCAAAGGGUCUGUGAAAAAUUCUAUUUUUUGCUUGGAGUUGUGAAAAAAAAAAUCAUUUUUUAGAUCGAUUUGUUGGUGGGUCAUGCUGGGGUGUUGUUAAUUGUUGUGUGGAAACCUCGGGUGAUUUGUGUGGAAAAUGGGGGAUCAGGGUGUUUUAGGUGUUAAUGUUGGGAGGGAGGAAGAGGAGGAUGAGUUUUGUAGUUGUUGUGGAGAUGAAGAUGAGGAGGUGUGGAAAGAGACUGAGGAGCCUCUGGUGGAAGGAUUGAAGGAUGAUGAACUUGAUGAAUUUUCAGUGAAAAUGUUCUUCAAGGGGUUGUCAAUGGCUGGGGUUGAAAAUUCAAGUUCUGGGUUUUCUGGGAUUGGAGUGGUCAUGGAAAGGUCACCGGACCUUCCUGCUUUAAGGGUGCAGAAAAAGCUUGACUUUUAUGCAGAGGAGUCAGUGGUUGACUAUUUGGCACUCUUGGAUGGCUUGCUGGAAGCUGUGCAGAACAAGAUCCGCAGGGUUUAUGCUUUCACAGACUCUGAGUUGUUGCACGAUCAGAUAACAUUUGGGAAAAAAAUGGAGAUGCCUCUUUUGAUGGCACUGAGAGAAAGGAUUCUGGAACUUGCCAAUAAUUUUGAAGAUUUUGUUUUGAAGCAUAUACCCUCUACUGAUCUUGACCAGCCACUGCAUUUGGCCAAAGUAGCUAUUGGUCUUGUCACUUUCCCUGUAAAUGGUGAAAGACUGCUUAAGAACUGUUCUAUUUGCUGUGAUGACAAGCCAGUGCCAAUUAUGAUUAUGUUGAAAUGUUCACACACAUUCUGUUCACAUUGCUUGAGGGCCUAUGCUGAUGGUAAAGUUCAAUCUUGUCAGGUCCCUGUAAGAUGUCCUCAACCAGGAUGCAAGUAUUGCAUCUCUGUAAGUGAAUGCAGAUCUUUUCUUCCAUUCACCUCCUUUGAAUCACUGGAGAAAGCUGUUUCAGAAGCAAAUAUUGACCAUUCAGAUAGAAUUUAUUGUCCAUUUCCAAAUUGCUCUGUUCUCCUUGAUCCUCAUGAAUGUUUAUCAGCUAGGGCCAGUUCAUCUAGUCAGUCUGACAAUUCUUGUAUCGAGUGUCCUGUUUGUCAGAGGUUUAUCUGUGUAGACUGUAAGGUUCCUUGGCAUUCUUCUAUGAGCUGUGUAGAAUACCAGAAUCUGCCAGAGGAAGAGAGAGAUGCUUCUGACAUUACCUUGCAUCGUCUUGCUCAGAAUAAAAGGUGGAAGCGUUGUCAGCGGUGUCGUAGAAUGAUUGAGCUUACUCAAGGCUGUUACCACAUGACAUGCUGGUGUGGUCAUGAGUUCUGCUAUUCUUGUGGUGCCGAAUACCGAGACGGGCAACAGGCAUGCCAGUGUGCAUAUUGGGAUGAAGAUAACUCUGAAGACUCAGUGGCGCACUCUCUUCAAGAAUCAGAACAAUGGGCAUGGGAGACAUUCAAUUCUCUGUCCAUGAUUGUUGAUGCAUACUCUGACCAAGAGCGAUCGCAGCUUGCGCUAAUUCAAAGGUUCCUAGCUGGUGGUUUCAGUCUCAGUGACCACAAUCCUUACCAAUCUCCUCCACGCUGUACAGACUCCUAUGUAGACCCCAUGAAGGAUCUACAUCAACUUCCAUGGCUAGAGAGAUUUGUUUCUGUCAUAAGUGACAACUACUAUGAAGAUUACAUUCAGUGAAAAACUGUGAUAGAUCAUAGACUACUUCCUAAUAAGUUUCAUAAACUUUCAAUCUCAAACUAAGUUUUGAAAGGAUGCAGAAAGAGUUUGUGACUCUGUCCACUUUUUUUCAUCAAGAGCUGUAGCAACAUUUACAUCAUGGAAUUUCUUGUAUGUUCCCCUCUUGGAUACCUUUAACCUAAGCUCUAUCAAGGUGAAGAAUAUGUCACGAUGAUUCUCUUUAUAGAAAGGAAAAAAAAAAAAAAAACAAAGGAAAUUUGGUAGUGAAAACAAUUUGCUUGUGGCUGGGAAGAAUACCAUGUUAAUUGAAAGAAUUCUGGAUUUUUA